This is a messenger RNA of Diutina rugosa, 1290 nucleotides long. It is a transcript of the gene STN1, whose product is annotated as Stn1p. The coding region runs from base 1 to 1290 and encodes 429 amino acids. The record is from RefSeq and is a predicted model, not a curated record. NCBI's taxonomy places the organism in Eukaryota, Fungi, Ascomycota, Pichiomycetes, Serinales, Debaryomycetaceae. The transcript has a single exon.
AUGCUUGAUAUGGCUCCCGGCGAAAACCACAUCUUCCGACGAAUAGGAGAUGUGGUUUACUACGGUUAUCGCUGCUUCCAUAACAGCCCCUACUACAAACGGUUUUGCCCAGUGCUUGGCGUGGAUUUGAAUGAUACUAAGUGGGUCAAAAACGUCUAUGGUCUGCUCGUCAAGGAUAUGCUCCAUUGGAAUAAUGAACACUAUAUCUUAAUAUCGAAUUGGCCAUUGAACUACGUCGAGGUCCUGGGAAUUGUCGUUGGCAUUACGGAACUAAAAUCGGGGAAAGAGUUCAAAUUGUGGCUCGAUGAUAGUAGUGGGUCAUACAUCGAAUGCCGGGUGCCAAAGAGUGUAUACGAAAAGCUGGAUUUAGAUGCUGAUUGCGAUCUAAACUACGGCCGAUUUUUGCAGCUUAAGGGCCGGGUGGUCAGCUGGAUUAUUGAUAUUGACCGCAGGUGGCGGGUGGAUGUCUUCAUAAUAUCUCCACUGGUGGUCGGGAGUGAAGCGUUUCCUCAACUAUAUCAAUGGUGGCAGCGUGCUUUGAAGUUCAGGCAACGGAAAUUGGCGUCACCCUGGGAUUUCUCGCCACCGGGCCGAUCUCCUGGUUGUGCUUUCGAUGGCGGACAUGACUACGACGAGAUUACCAACCAGCUACCACGCAGUGAUGACAGUGUGAUCCUCACAAGAGUCAAACAACAAAGACACAGCCAAGAUGAUCGUUUAAGCGCAAGUCAGCCGUCGCUCUCCAAGGGAAGCCUGCAGAUAUCCUCACAAACUGCUGACAAAAAUGGUGAUGUGGUAGCGACAUCAAUAACGACGUUACCCAAGGCUUUAACAGCGAUUUGCGAGGUUAUAGCGUCUAACAAAUUUGAACGUAUGACUUUGGGAACGUUGUUUAGCCACCCCUCGGUCGUAUCGGUGGUUAAGCAGUACACUAAUCAUCUUCGUCGUGACCAACACUUGAAUCAGCUUCGAGAAUUGACAUACAAGUCGAUGUUCAGGCAAUUGUGUCGGAAUCUAAUCGACAGUGGGGUUUUGAUCCGUGAGGAAGAAGCCUCCAGAAAUCGCACUUGGGUUAACCCUGACCGGCUUCGACUAAUAUAUACAGUCAUGUUGAGCCAGCUUCGAAAGGGGUCAUUACUGGUGACAGAUACUAUGAAGUUAUUCCAUGAUUCAGAUGUUACAAUCAGCGGUCCCCUUUUCAAUGGCCUUGUUAAGGCUGUGAUUCAUCGAUACAAUCUAGGACAUUUUCGACUCCGCGAGGACAAGUGGCAACGAAAGAUACUGAAUUAA